ACAUUAUAACAACAACAGUGUUUGAUGAUGAACACAACAACAAAAUAUAAUAAAUAAAUACCUUGAUAAAUUGAUUGUAAUAAUAAUAAGGGCAACAUUAAAAAAAGACAACCUCAAUUAAUAAAAUGCAACACAGUUAAAGUAAAUACAAAAUAUACACAUGCAUAUAUGAAAACCUAAGUUAAAUAUAAAAUUAUGAGUGACAAGCACCCAUGUCACUAUUAGCCCCUGAUCAAUUAACUACACACGUUUUACCCUUUGAAACAAUCAAGCAGCCGACUGACCAAAGAAAUAGUGUAACAUUAAUGGAAAAUGUUACCAACAUAUGAACGAUUAAAUGCUCCAAAGACCCUAAUCAAUGUUGCCUUCUCCAAAUUAGCUAUAGGUGCGGUAAGUUUAGCACUGGGUGCUUUUCUUUUUACGAUAAUAUGGACCUUAAUGUUUGAUUUUGAACGGGCCACUUAUACGCACUGCGAUGUACCCAAUUAUUUACCUUCCAUAUCGGCGGCCAUAGGAAACUAUGAGCCUCAAAAGACUGUCUGGAGGCUGGCCAUAAUUUUGCAUUUACCCAUACGUUUGGCUGUUUCACACAUCUACUCAAAAUACUAUCGUGAUCAUAUACGCAAGAAUCGUCGCAUUUUUGCUCGCACCGCGGUGACUUUAAAUAUAAUAGAAAAUUUUGCUUUACUAAGUUUGUCACUAUGGACUUCUUCCGAUGAUUACGAAAUGCAUAGGAAUUCGUUUGUAACUUUUAUUGCUUGCAGUGAACUAUACAUGCUGAUAACAUAUUUUCUACAUAAAAAUGGGCGUAAACUACAAUUAACAGAAUUGGAAGAGAAAUCUGUUAGAUUUAAAUUUUAUUUGUUUCUUACAAAUUUGGUGGCAUUUGCCAUGGCGGGCUAUUUUUUCUUAAGGCACAAUGCAAAAUGUGAACCGGGAGUUUAUACUUUCUUUGCCUUAUUCGAGUACAUAGUAGUUUUUACCAAUAUGGGUUAUCAUAUGACUGCCUAUUGGGAUUUCUUCGGUGUCAAUAUUUGUUUCGAUUGGGAAAAUGGACUGUAUUUAUCGCACUUAUAGUUAGUAGACUCCUCCUAUUAAUUGACUUAACAAUUUCAGUAUGGAAAAACUUGAUUAAGAUUUUAAAAAUUUUACAUAUUUGUUUCCAUAUUGUUAUAGUUAUCCAUUGAUUUGAUUUUUAAAUCAAAUUACAUACUAACAAUCAUAAUUUUAAACUAGUUUAAAAUUGAAAACCGCUAGUUUCUUUAGCCUUUAACUUUUUUCAUAGUAUUUUCUUCUAAAAAAAAGUCUAAUAUUGUUUAAAUUAUAUUUUUAAUAACUUAGUUUUACGUUCAAAUUUUUGCCAGCUUCAGGGAAUCGACUUUUUUUUAAUUAAAUUAAAAAAAUGUACAUAUACAUACACAAUUUUUUUGUCUUUAAUUAAAAAUUAGCUAGCUUGUUUAUUAAAAUAAAAUUAUUAAAUUUAUAGUUAAUACAUUUUUUUUAUUACUUAAAUACAUUUAUAUAAUUAAGUACAUAUUUAUAACGAAAGGCUACAAUUUAAAAUUAUAACGAUAACUUAAAUAAAAUAUAAAAAAUACUUUCUAAAAGUCUAAAAA
This is a messenger RNA of Calliphora vicina (urban bluebottle blowfly), 1616 nucleotides long. Its product is annotated as post-GPI attachment to proteins factor 2-like. The coding region runs from base 313 to 1077 and encodes 254 amino acids. Gene Ontology annotation, biological process: GPI anchor biosynthetic process. The transcript is spliced from 3 exons. NCBI's taxonomy places the organism in Eukaryota, Metazoa, Arthropoda, Insecta, Diptera, Calliphoridae. The record is from RefSeq and is a predicted model, not a curated record. Gene Ontology annotation, cellular component: Golgi membrane; endoplasmic reticulum membrane.